Thunnus maccoyii (southern bluefin tuna) is the source of this 1645-nucleotide messenger RNA. It is a transcript of the gene macrod1, whose product is annotated as mono-ADP ribosylhydrolase 1. Gene Ontology annotation, biological process: purine nucleoside metabolic process; DNA damage response; peptidyl-glutamate ADP-deribosylation. The transcript has 11 exons. Gene Ontology annotation, molecular function: ADP-ribosylglutamate-[protein] hydrolase activity. Gene Ontology annotation, cellular component: nucleoplasm. NCBI's taxonomy places the organism in Eukaryota, Metazoa, Chordata, Actinopteri, Scombriformes, Scombridae. Bases 102 to 1199 code for a protein of 365 amino acids. The record is from RefSeq and is a predicted model, not a curated record.
AGGUGAGUGAUGUUCAUGAGUCGAAAACGAAAGCUACCCGCGGUGUGACCGACUCUGGCCUCUGUGUGGAGCCUCAAGUAACACGAACCGUAAGCUCAGGCAUGGCACUUCAAAUGUCAGCUCUAUUUUCAUAUGUUAGAGCCCCGCUGUUCACCGUCCCUCUGCCCCGUGUCCGUACCGACAUCCAGAGAGCCGGUAUCAAGUUCAAGCACAUCUUCACUCCUGGAAGCCCCCAGCUGGGAGGGAAGCCAGCAACAAGUCCUCUCCGCGGCCAUAUUCACGCUGCACCCCGAGCGGAGAAGCUUUUAACAACAACAAGAGCACUUUGGAGGUCCAGCCAGGGUAGCAGUCCUUCCUCCUCACCCCGGGGGAAAUCAGUUUGGCUGGGCAGGGUCGCCCUCGGUACCGCCCUCGGAGUGAGCGCAGCAGCGCUUGUACAGUCUCUCCACACCGGGACGCUGGCCGCCAUGGCCCUGAAAGUUAACCUCAACUCCGCUGAGGGAGACUGGAAGGAGACCAAGGACUUCUUGCUGUCUCUGUCAGUGAAGGACAGGCGUCAGUACUACAGGACUCCUAGCUCUGUGCCACUGGACGACGUAAAAGCCUGGACUCCUACAGCAGUAGCAGCUGGUUCUGAGAAAAGUCGUUAUCCCAGGAAUGAGAAGUUGGACCAGAAGAUUUCCCUCUACAGUGGUGACAUCACCCAGCUGGAGAUAGAUGCCAUCGUCAACGCAGCCAACAACUCUUUACUUGGAGGAGGUGGAGUGGACGGAGCGAUCCACCGCGCUGCAGGUCCCUUGCUAAAAAAGGAGUGUGCCUCCCUCCACGGCUGUGAGACCGGAGAGGCAAAGAUCACCUGCGGCUACGGCCUCCCAGCGAAGUAUGUGAUCCACACCGUUGGGCCGAUAGCACAAGGAGGAGUUGGAGAGAAGCAGAAGAAAGCUCUGAGGUCGUGCUAUAAGAACAGCCUGCAAACAGCAACUGCAAAUUCUGCACGUUCAGUGGCUUUCCCUUGCAUCUCCACUGGAAUCUACGGAUAUCCACCUGAGCAAGCCGUGCACGAGGCGUUAGCAACUGUGAGGGAGUAUCUGGAUGAACAUCAUGACAAGCUGGACAGAGUCAUCUUCUGUGUGUUCUUGCCGACGGAUAAGGAGCUGUAUCUGCAGAACCUCCCGCUCUACUUCCCUGCUGCCUGCUGACCAAUGACAGCAGCUUAUUGUUCAGCUCCCACAGAGACCACAGUGAAGAGUAAACUCUGAGAGAGUGGAUUGUCAGAUUUGGUUGCUGUGGAUACACACCGCCACGCUCAGCAUCCUCCUUUGUGUCGACGCAGAUCAAGACCUUCUUCAGCAGGAAGAUAACUCCUAAGAGGAUGAUUGCUUUUUUUGAAGUGCAGAUGUUGAUUAGUUUCUCUGUUUUUCGCACUAAUAGCUGAGGUUAAGAUAACUGUGUGGAGUGAUGAUACUUCUUCUUGAGAAAUGGACUGCUUGCAACUUAAACUGCACUCUAAUUUGGUCCCCUAUUGUCUGUCAUCAUCAGUGGUAGCUUUGCAUUAAACAAACACCCUAUGAGUUGUGUGCUACUGUUUUUGAUUCCAGCGAGUGUGAAGCAAUGAUAAAAACUUAUUAAAACUAAUCACACAGGC